UAAACUUUAUAAUGGCAUGGACCCCCACAUAAGUUAUAAUAAACCUUUAGCGGGGGACCCAUUUCCUAAAAUUGAUAUCUGUAAAUUUAGAUUUUGUAUAAAGAAAAAUUUAAACCGUGUAAGAUGUCCUUUAAACAGCCAGCCUAUUUACUUUAUUAAAGACAUGUGACAACUUGUGUGACAUUUGUUUGGUUUUAUUGUGUUCUCUUGUUUACCAAGAGCCUUAAUAAAAAUAUAUGGAAUUUUUGUAAAAUAUAUAACUAUUAGAAAUGCGUGUGAGGGAGAUGUGGACUCAUGAUCCUUUAAAAAAUCUCAUUGGUCGGUCUGGAACGUCCCUUUUUCCUCAUUGGGCGCCUUUAAGCACUUCUCUUUUUUGAUUGGAUCGAGUAUAUGGCGGAAAUUUCCCAUUGGCAUUGACAGGACCGCAUUACUACUUUAUAGCGGCACAAUGCCGAUUAUUUGGAAAUGAAAACAACCUUAACACAUAAAAAUUAAAAUAACACCACGGCUGACAAGAAUGAAUAAUUUUACAACUAUUAAAAAUCCAAGUGAUAUAUAAUGCGCAAAUAGUCGCCCCGGGCCUCGCGUCGGUUGCUAGGCAGAUUAUGUUAAUAUAUGCAAGGCAGCCAUCUCUGCAGCUACCAUUCUGAGGGAAGACCCACUGCAACCUUUUCGAAAAAAUGGUCAAAACUAUCGGGAAAUCCACACCCGAACCUUAAGCGCGGAUUCAGGAUCGUCUUCCAAAAUCGAGACUCAUCAGACCAGGCAACAUUUUUUCAGUCUUCAACUGUCCAAUCUUGGUGUGCUGCUAGUUGAUGAUAGGGGAAGGAGGUGGCCGGGGUCACCUCAGGUCAUUGCCAUGGAUGGAAAACAGCAGACAUCACCUGUGUGGAAUCCAGAAUCUAGCAAUGACACUAGCAAUCCACCUCAGGUGCAUUUUGAGGCUGGUGCAGUUGCCCAAAUUGUAUACAGCGGGGAGCAGUCUGACCGGACUCAGCAGCAGGUCGUAUACACUGCUGAUGGAAACUCGUACACAUCCGUCGAGUCAGCCGAACACACGCUGGUGUACAUUCACCCCGCCGAUGGAACUCAGACUGUGUUCACAGAUCAGCCCCAGGUGGCCUACAUUCAGCAAGAUGGCACAACACAGCAGGUGACCGUGUUGCUACCGAGUGGUCAGAACAUGAACACCGCAAAUCUGCAUGUGUUAAGUAACGUAGCUGACGGCCCACAGGCGAUCUUGGAACCUGUAACACAGAGCCAACUUGCUGUGACUAAUGCGGCUCUUCCGAGCAUAGCGGAGGUGUCGUCCAGUCCCCUGGGUGCCACAGAUUCCACUGUGGAUUCAGAAGAUGAGGAAGACGACAGUGAAGACUCUGAAAUGGACGAUUGGGAACCCAGGACACUUCAGCCGUUCAACCCACAGAACCUCUGGUGUGAAGAUUGCAACAACGCUAAUGCUGCUACAUGUUUAAAACACGGUCCUCUCCAUCCUAUCCUCAACCGGCCUGUGAUGUCCAAGGCCCGAGCCAGUCUUCCUCUCAUCCUGUAUAUUGACCGCUUCCUGGGUGGAGUUUUUACCAAGAGACGAAUCCCCAAACGCACACAGUUUGGACCUGUAGAGGGACCGCUGGUGCGACAGAACCAGCUACAGGACACGUACAUGCAUCUUAAACUAUACAUGUUAAACCCUGAGAAAGAGAGUGAGAGGGCAGAUGACAUCUGGUUCGACCUGUCCAAUGAGGAGCAGUGCAACUGGAUGAUGUUUGUCCGUCCUGCCCAGAACCAUCUGGAGCAGAACCUGGUCGCCUAUCAGUACGGCUCUGACAUUUUUUACGCCAGCAUUAAGAACAUUCAACCUAAACAGGAGCUUAAGGUGUGGUAUGCUGCAUCAUAUGCUGAGUUUGUCAACCAGAAGGUUCAUGAUGUUACAGAAGAGGAGAGGAAAGUGUUACGAGAGCAGGAGAAGAACUGGCCGUGUUAUGAAUGUAACAAACGGUUCAUGAGCUCAGAGCAGCUUCAGCAGCACUUAAACAUGCACGACGAUAAGCUGGAUCUCAUCCAAAGGCCAAAGGGGCGUGGUCGUGGACGAGGAAGAAAACGUUUUGGUGCUGCGAGGCGACCGGGACGUCGCACAAAAUUUAUCUGCCCACAGAUUCCUGUUGAGAGUGCUGACAAAACACAGGAACUGUUGGCGUCUGUAGAUAAACUACCGUAUGAGGAGAGAAUGGAUGGAGCUCUUAAUGGGCUGAAGGUGGUAGAGAUGACUGCUGACCCUGUGGAGGCGGAGACAGCUGAGGAGCUUGAAGCUCCAGCAGCCAAUACUGAGGCUUUAGAAGACGAGGCAGAUCCAGGCACCCCGCCUCCACCCUCAGAGGUCCCAGGGUCUCCGAAAGAUGAUCAGCCCGUAACAGUCCCUGUAGACCCCCACCUGACUCCCCAGGACAUGAGGCGAGCGAGGAGGAUUAGGAAUGCCGCUCUCCAGCAUCUUUUUAUUCGUAAGUCUUUUCGACCGUUUAAAUGUCUCCAGUGCGGGAAAGCGUUCCGGGACAAAGACAAGCUGGAUCAGCACAUGCGAUAUCACGGACGGGACGGCUGCCGUAACGUGUGCCAUCAGUGCGGUAAGGUUUUCCUGACAAGUGCCGCGCUCGAGGAUCACCUGCAGCUGCACUCGGAUCAGCGCACGUACUCUUGCUUGUUCUGUGCCGAGUCUUACGACAGGCUGGACCUGCUCAAAGUGCACGUGAGCGUUCAUCUGGUCAACGGCUGCUUCUCAUGCCCCUCCUGCAAGAAAUCCUUUACAGACUUUAUACAGGUAAAGAAACACGUGAGAAGUUUUCACUCGGAGAAGAUCUUUCAGUGUACAGAUUGUGAUAAGGCUUUCUGCAGACCUGAUAAACUAAGACUCCAUAUGCUCCGCCACUCCGACCGCAAAGAUUUCCUUUGCUCUACCUGUGGCAAGCAGUUUAAGAGGAAGGAUAAGCUGCGGGAGCACAUGCAGAGGAUGCACAACCCGGAGCGCGAGGCAAAGAAGGCGGAUCGAAACCACCGCACCAAAGCUCUGAAACAGAAGGAACCCACCACUGACUUUGAAAGCUUCAUGUUCAAGUGCAGACUCUGCAUGAUGGGCUUCAGAAGACGAGGGAUGCUGGUGAAUCAUCUGUCUAAACGACAUCCUGAGAUGCGAUUGGAGGAGGUGCCUGAGCUGACCCUGCCCAUUAUUAAACCCAACAGAGAUUAUUUCUGCCAGUACUGUGACAAGGUGUAUAAAAGUGCCAGUAAGAGGAAAGCCCACAUCUUGAAGAACCACCCCGGGGCAGAGUUGCCUCCUAGCAUUCGAAAGCUGCGUCCUGCCCUGCCAGGAGAGCCUGACCCCAUGUUGAGCACACACACCCAGCUGACGGGCACCAUCGCCACCGCGCCCGUGUGUUGCCCACACUGUGCCAAGCAAUACAGCAGUAAGACGAAGAUGGUCCAGCACAUUCGUAAGAAACAUCCAGAAUAUCAAUAUAACAGCGGCAGCAUCAUCCCGGCGCCUCUGGCUACUGUCAUCAGCAGCGCACCGGCAGUCAUAACAACAGACGGGAGCACUGCAGAGGCCGUGGUGACGACGGACCUCCUGACGCAGGCCAUGACAGAGCUGUCCCAGACCCUGACUACAGACUACCGCACAGCGCAGGGGGAUUUCCAGAGGAUCCAGUAUAUUCCAGUAUCUCAAGCAGGAGGAGGUUUAGCACAGCCACAGCACAUACAGCUGCAGGUUGUGCAGGUGGCCCCGGCGUCCUCUCCUCACUCUCAGCACUCUACUGUUGAUGUGAGUCAGUUACAUGAUCCACACAGUUACAGUCAGCACUCUAUUCAGGUUCAACACAUACAGGUGACUGAACCCACUGGGACGGCUAAUGCACAGGUAACAGGUCAACCUCUAAGUCCCUCCUCCCAGCAAACUGCUCAGGAGCUUAGUAGCACCCAGCUGACUCCUGUGACCAUGGCCCAGGGCCAGACUCUACAAACAUCUACUAAUCAAACACCAGGAUCCGCACAACACGCCUACCUACCCAGCAACUGGAACUACAGAAGUUAUCCAUCUGAGAUCCAAAUGAUGACUCUUCCUCAUACUCAAUAUGUGAUAGCAGAGGCCAGCACCCCCGUCACUGGUGCCACCAACAGUCAGGUCAAAACGACACAUUAUGUCAUCUCUGAAGGACAGACUGAAUUGGAUGGUAAACAGGUGAACCCAUCCACCUCAACACAGGUUAAUCCUGACUCGCUUGAGCAGUCCAACGUCAGUCAGCAGACCACCACACAGUACAUCAUCACAACCACCACCAAUGGGACAGGAGCAAGUGAAGUUCACAUUACUAAACCCUGAGCGAGAUGAGAAACUAACAGAUUUCUGAUUUCCUUGGGAAAUAGGGAGUAAAUGAACAAAUUGUUCAAUAGUGAAAAAUGUUUUUUUAUUAAAUAAAAACACUGGAGUGGUCAA
Molecule: messenger RNA, 4486 nt
Organism: Misgurnus anguillicaudatus (oriental weatherfish)
Lineage: Eukaryota; Metazoa; Chordata; Actinopteri; Cypriniformes; Cobitidae
Gene: prdm10
Product: PR domain containing 10
Biological process (GO): regulation of gene expression
Cellular component (GO): nucleus
Molecular function (GO): protein binding
Source: RefSeq, a predicted model, not a curated record